AAAAUUCAAAAUAUGCAGAAAGCAAACAAAUUCUUGUAAAAUUCGUAUCGUUUACAAAGUAAACUGCUAUUGGUAAAUUACUUUCUGCUAUGAAGAAACUGUUAAAGUGUAUACGAAGCAUUGUGAAAUACCAUAAAUAAUGGAAUCGCCCGUAGCUUCGGUAUUGGACUUCUCGUCCUUCGUAAAAGAAUUAAGCCAAAGUCCGCUAGCCGAUUACGCGAUCAGUGCCAACAGCAGCAGGAACUGCUGUGAAGCGGAUUCGUUUCUGUCUAAGAAAUUUGAAGGUGCAAUGCAAAAAUUGAUUUGCAAUUACGAAUUAGAUGAUGAUAAUACUGUGGCAACAGACACUUGCACCAAGGGUAAUACACAAAAAGCUAGUGCCUUCUGCGAUAAAGAGAACCACAACGAAUCACUAGCAACAACUGUGGACUUCGACGAGGAACCGCUCGAACUAACCGGUGAAGAGUUUGAUGAAAGUGGCGAAGGCAGCUCCGAUGAGCAACAACACUCUAGAUCAUUGUCUCUAUCGUAUUCGCUUUCGUUUUCUCAUGCACAAGAAAACUUCUCCCAGUACUCACAAAGUACGGAUAAAGGACUCUCCAAGCGCUACGAUUCACCAUGCUCGUACGAGGAUGAUCGAGAAUCCGAAUGCAGCAACUUUGAUAAGCUGGACGAUUGGAAUGAUUUUAUCAGCGAUAUGCAGAACAACAAUGGGGCGGACGCUGCUAGUCGUGAUUUCAGAGAAUAUUACGACGAAUACGUAGCCGGUAAAGGACAGCCAGGACCUUCUACCGAUCGAACAGGAAUGAGUGAUGAUAGCACCUACUGCGAAAUCGAAACUAAAGAGUCGUCCAACCUUUGCGGAAAGACUGAAACGAUGGUGGACGCUGUACCCAGAAUUAUACCAGGGCAGCAGACAUCUUCUAUUGAAAAAUGUCGAAGUUUCUUGGAAUAUCGUAACCCAAGCAACGAAAUGGAAGAUGAUCUAAUGGCGAUAGAAGAGGACGUGGCAGAGCUAUCUCUGGGACAUUCUUCAUCAUUUAAACGGAAGUUCCGCUAUGACGACUGCGAAGACUACGAAUACGAAGUAACCACCUUGAUCACGGAGAAAUUCCACAAAACGGACUUUGUGCCGGAUCAUGGUAGCCACGAACCGAUUUCCCUCAUUGAUGAUGAACAGUUUGCUCGAUUGACGAACGUAGAAUCCAUCUGUAAAACGCCUAUACCAAGCCAACAUGUAAAAUCUGACGUGCACUGUGGGGAAUCAAUCACAGAUGAUCCAGCUGUCUUACUAGAUGAUGAAGAAGAAGCGGCUGUAGCAACCACCCCUACUCAUCAACGAAUGUUCGAAAACACUACAGAUGACAUAAAGGCCAGUCAAAAGCCGUAUAAUAAAGCCAAAAACAAAUAUUCCAAAAAUGAUGCUCCAACGGCACGAAGUGCAAUACGACCAGUUAUCGACCUACAAGCCGUUGAUAGCAGUUCCGCACAUCAACGUGUAAAUUUAAACACAGAUUUGAUACCAAAAGCGGAUGUUCAAAGUAAUUUUCAGUAGAUCUUGAUUUCGUUGAGCCGUUGAUCGUUGCUUUACCUAACUUUAUGUGAUUUUAUUUGAUUGAAAUUUGUUUUGUAUUAACUCAAGUCAAUUUUUAUGUGAAGGUUCUAACUUUAGACAGAACACAAUCGAAUGUAAAACUUCUCAACAAGCUCUAGUCUUGAACUUUGGUUUUUACGCAAAACAGGUCUUGAAUAAGCAUAAGAUUUAGUUCGUAAGUUGGAUGCAGGAAAUAAGGACUGGAAAGCAAAAAUUCGAAGUCACAUUUUUAAACUAUAAGGUGUGUGCUGUGCUCAAAGAAAUAUAUACCUGCCUGUAGGUAGAAAUUCGAUUUUCUUAUAUAAUAAUUAAUCAGUCUUCGUGAUAAACGAACAAUACCAAAAAAAACCGCUAGCAAAUACUAUGACAUAAUGUAGUAAUUGACUUUCAAACUUGACAAUUAGAAACCAUUACCUGUAAUUUACCUGAAAAAUACUAGUGGCAGAGAAACAUUGACCCAAAGUAUCAGAAAUAUUACUUACAAGACAUGAAACAAAGAAGAAACAGCAAAG
This is a messenger RNA of Sabethes cyaneus, 2106 nucleotides long. RefSeq lists its product as uncharacterized. Bases 140 to 1555 code for a protein of 471 amino acids. Lineage: Eukaryota; Metazoa; Arthropoda; Insecta; Diptera; Culicidae. The transcript has 3 exons. The record is from RefSeq and is a predicted model, not a curated record.